UUUGACAAGAUGGCGGAACAACACCACACUGAAUCUCAUUUCCACUGUCCGAUAUGUAAAAACGUUUUCGAACGUCCCAAAGCCAUACCAUGUCUCCACACGUUCUGUCAAGAAUGCCUCGAAAGCCACGUUACCAGGAACGGCAACGGCGGGCGAUUUCCCUGUCCAGUUUGUCGACAGACCAUAUAUGUUCCAUCAGGGGGCGUGUGGAGCUUCCCCGAUAAUUAUCUUAUUCUUCAUCUUCGAGAAGUAACGUCUGUGUCUGAGAGUACUGGAGAGAUGGCAACACUUCCCGUCGACCAACCCCCGACAUACCAGACUCUGUACGGAGACAAGGCAUUCGACUGGGAGAACAGUGACGUGUUUGUUGUCAACAAUCAACACUCGAUGGCAGUAUUUACCAACAAAUUCGCUGGGCACGGCACCGGUCAAGGGGAUUUUACGCACGUUUCAGGACUCGCCGUGAAUCCGUUGAACGACAACAUCAUCGUCACCGAUUGCAGCUUGAAUAAGGUUGCAAUAUUCAGCGUCAGGGGCGAUUUCCUGUCAAGUUUCUAUACUGACUGCUCUAUUCGGGACGUGUGUGUGACAAGUUUUAACACUGUGCUGUUAUCAGUGAGUCGUUCUGGGGCGGCUUUACUUCGGGAGUAUGCUAUGGAUGGUCACCUAAUAGCAGCAUUUGGGAGUUUCUACAAGUACGAUAAUCCAUGUGGAAUUUCACUGGACAACACUCAGAAGGUUGUAGUGACCAGCCUUGAAAAGAACACAGUGCAUGUGUUGACCGAUCAAAAGAAGCCAUGCACCAACUUCGGCUCCAAAGGUUCCGGCCACAAUCAUUUCAUUCAACCAUCGUAUGUCACAGUUAACAACAGAAAUGAAAUUGUUGUGUCUGACACUGGCAACCACAGAAUCAAGAUUCAUGAAAUGAAUGGUCAGUUUAUUCGUCAGAUGGGGUCACAGGGCCAUGUGUACGGACAGUUGUUCUAUCCCAUGGGGCUCUGUGUUGACCAAUGUGACAACAUCUAUGUCGCAGAUGCCAACAACUACAGAGUUCAAGUCUUCACAGCGGAGGGUGAUUUUCUCGCAUGUCCGGUUCGUCGCACUUUUGAAGUUGGAGUUGAUGUGAAACCAACCAAUGUGGUCAUCUCACGAAAUCGACUUGUGGUUGCAUUGAGAGGCUCCAGGCAGUCAGAGGUUCGCUUGUAUAAGUGGGAUGUUCCUCUACUCAAUGUGAAACCGUCUAGCUACCAGUUGGGAUCUGCAUGUUGUCUUAUCACAUGCUGUGUUAAGUCUGAUUAUGAAGAAAUAUGAGGACCAAUUUGCAACUUAAAUUGCAGAAUCCAUUGAAGUAUUUGUUGAAAUGUUUUGUUGCCAAAUUAAGAUAUUUUAUGACUGCUUAGCUGUGGAUUUAAUGCCAAAAUAUUGUACUUGCUCCUGAAUUACGAUUCUAGGACAUAGUUCACUUGUAUUAGUUAGCAAUGGUUAGCUUGUUUGGAAAACUGGACUUUUCCUGGGAAAUUAGAUAGUGAUAAUAGGUGAGGGAACACAGUUAGAAGGUAAAGGAUACAGAGUUACACACAGGUAGCAUGGUUAAGCUUUCUAUUGUCUAUAGCAUGUAUAGAGUGGUGCUUUUAACAACUGGUCUGAAAUGAAUGGUAUACAAGAUGAGUUUAGCUCACUGUUUCUGUGUAUGCAGCACAUACACUAUCGUGUAAACAUAGCUGGUCAUUGCUAGUAAAUGAUGUACAAGGACAAUAUGUUGUAAAAAUGCUAUUGGUCACCGGUUGUUUAGCAUGUUUAUUGACAAUAAUUUGCAAAUUAUUAUGUACUCAACAUUGUGAACAUCUGAAAAUUGAGUGAAGAGAUGAAAAACUGUAUGUGGAGAAAUAUAAAUUUGGCAUAUGGAACAGAUUACUGUACAUGUAGAAGUUCCGUUUGACAUUUGUAAUAAUGUAAUUGCUAAUGUUCCUGUGCUACAUGCAAAACCCUCUGUAAACUAGCUUAAAGCAAAGUGUUUGAUUAACUGAUUAUGAUUAUUUUUUUCUCAACUGUAUUAUUUCUUUUGAACAAUAUGACAUGUGUAAGUUGUGAGGUGCAAUGCAGUACAGCAUGUACAAACAGGGAUUUGUCUGCAUAAUGUCUGCCAUCUUCCUGAGGCAAGGGAGUUAACUGACUAUAAAAGUCCAGUUUCCACCCUUGCCAAACUAGACUGGAAUUAUGGAGUUAUAUAUUCGCUGGACUAACGAGUAUGUGCAUAGUCUAAUCAAAUCGCGUAACAAAAUAGGCAUCCAGUUCUAAAACUGCCAUGCAGAUUUCGGUCGAUUGUAGGAUUUGCUAAGCAUGUGUACUGUAUCUGUCAACAGAUAUUUUCCAAAUCUUUUCAUGUUUGUAAACAAGGUACUAACAUUAUUUGAUGCACUAUGCGAAGUAAGACCCGUUUUUUUACAGUAUAGAUCUUGAUUAUCGAUCAGAUCGUCUUGACUGGUCGACACCAUUUUAUUUGAAGCAGAUGCAAGUGAUAUGAGAGGUGGAAUCUGAUUGGUCAA
Messenger RNA from Haliotis rufescens (red abalone), 2546 nucleotides. RefSeq names its product tripartite motif-containing protein 2-like. Gene Ontology annotation, molecular function: ubiquitin protein ligase activity; protein binding; translation repressor activity. Gene Ontology annotation, biological process: proteasome-mediated ubiquitin-dependent protein catabolic process; protein polyubiquitination; negative regulation of translation. Bases 10 to 1311 code for a protein of 433 amino acids. Lineage: Eukaryota; Metazoa; Mollusca; Gastropoda; Lepetellida; Haliotidae. The record is from RefSeq and is a predicted model, not a curated record. The transcript has a single exon.